Messenger RNA from Lates calcarifer (barramundi perch), 1305 nucleotides. RefSeq names its product zinc finger protein 33A. Gene Ontology annotation, cellular component: nucleus. The record is from RefSeq and is a predicted model, not a curated record. Bases 1 to 1188 code for a protein of 395 amino acids. Gene Ontology annotation, molecular function: RNA polymerase II cis-regulatory region sequence-specific DNA binding; DNA-binding transcription factor activity, RNA polymerase II-specific. The transcript has 5 exons. NCBI's taxonomy places the organism in Eukaryota, Metazoa, Chordata, Actinopteri, Centropomidae. Gene Ontology annotation, biological process: regulation of transcription by RNA polymerase II.
AUGUACUACAUGGCCAUUGCAACUAUGUCUUCGGUUCAGUGUUUGAGAAAGUUUGUCAACGAGCGGCUAACCGCUGCUACUGACGAAAUAUUCAGAGUCUUUGAAAAAACGAUCGCUGAGUACGAGGAGGAGAUCGAUCGCCAGCGCAGACUGUUGGAAAUCGUUUGGAAACCUGAAAUAAGGAUUCGCAGGAUAGAGCUCUCUAAGGAGGGGGAGGUUCGUGGUCACCAGCAGCUCUGUAACCAGGAGAGGAACUCCAGUCUGGACCAAAAGGAUCCAGAACUUCCACAGAUUAAAGAGGAACAGGAGGAGCUCUGCACCAGUCAGGAAGGAGAGCAGCCUCUAAUGAAGCAAGAGACAGAUAUGUUGACUCCUAUACAUGAGGAAAAAGACCACAGUGAAGAUCAGAAUAUGUACAUGAACACUGAUGAAUCUCAGAGUGCAGCAGAGGAAGAGUCUGUAGUCAGCAAACUGGUUGUACUAAGCUCUGUGGUACUGGAACCAAGCAGGGACCACCAGCUUCUCUCUCACAACUCUCAGUCAGCUGAGAGCCAAGAUCAUGGAGCAGGCAAGCAUGGAGACUCAACCUCAGCUAAAACUGCAGAGCCAGAACCACAGAGGAGUCAUAACAAGAGUCAAACUAACAACUUUAUCAACGAGAUUUGGUGUAACAUUCACACAGAUAAAAUGCCUUUCAAAUGUGACACAUGUGGAAAAACCUUUCAGUAUGAGUCCAAACUGAAUACACACUUGAGAAUCCACACAGGUGAGAGGCCGUAUUUGUGCAACACCUGUGGGAAAAGAUUCAGGCAGACGUCAGCGCUGAAUGUUCACGUAAGAACCCACACAGAUGAGAAGCCAUAUUCUUGCAGCACUUGUGGGAAAAGAUUCAAACAGUCAUCAACACUGAACGUUCACAUAAAAACCCACAGUGGUGAGAAACCGUAUUUCUGCAACACCUGUGGGAAAAGAUUCAAGAGGAAAUCGUCACUGAGAGACCAUUUAAGAAACCACACAGGUGGCGGACCUUAUUGUUGCAACACCUGUGGGAAAAGAUUCAAAAAGAUGUUGGCACUGAAUGUUCAUAUAAGAACCCACACAGAGCUCCCAAAGCAUAAGGAGGAGGAGAUUCUCACUGAUCAGCAACUCUGUAACCAGGGGAGGGACUCCAGUCUGGACCCAGAUUAAAGAGGAGCAGGAAGAACUCUGUGCAAGUCAGGAAGGAGAGCAACUUGUACUGGAACAGGAGAAUGAAUCUUUUAAAUUGAGUCCUACUUGUGAUGGAAGUGACCACAGCAAAGAUCA